Molecule: messenger RNA, 3376 nt
Organism: Spodoptera frugiperda (fall armyworm)
Lineage: Eukaryota; Metazoa; Arthropoda; Insecta; Lepidoptera; Noctuidae
Exons: 4
Coding region: 2143-3282 (379 amino acids)
Biological process (GO): sensory perception of taste
Cellular component (GO): dendrite; axon; membrane
Source: RefSeq, a predicted model, not a curated record
AGUACUCAGCCGUGUCGUCGAGCGUGCUCGCGUGUGUAAUUGCACUAAUAUCGCUCUCAUCUCCGCUGCAUAUUACUUCUCACUGCACUAUAAACCGGUGCUUAUCUCCUACUGCUACUGAGACAAAUUGUGCUUAAGAUAACUGUAUUUUUUUUCUUGGCAACUUUAUUUAUUUGCUCGAGGUUCAUAAUAAUAAAUGUCUCACUUCACUGGUCACUAAAUCAACUUUUAAGCCUUAAUGAGUCGAGCAAACUAUUAUUGACAUUGAUAUUCUCAGUAGAAGAACACAGUGUUGAUGUUAACAUAUUCUUAAAUGCCUUAAAAACUCGUUGCGUCAUCGUUGGUAAAAAGUGGAUGAACGAAAAUGUACUCAGUCUACGAUUUUAAGGACCAAUGAAUAGAGGUCAGACAUUAAAAUAUUUCAAGAAUAAAUCGAGACUAAAUUAGAAUUUAGAAAUCAUAAUUUAUUUUUUUAGUUUAAAAAUCCUCAAAAUGGUAUUUUAAAAGCUUUAUAGAAUAUGAAGAUAAUAUAACUUUUAAAAUGUUGAAAUAAAUGUAGAUUAAUAAUAAAAAGAAAUAUUCAGGCACUAAUAAAUUAUUUGAAACUACAUAUAUGUAGUUCGACGUGAAACUUCGCUGGCUUAGACUGCUUGAGUUAUAUGUUUCUAGACUUCAGAAAGCAAUUUUCAUAUUAACGUUUGAAUAUAUAAUAAUCUGGCUUUAACAUGAAACUCUACUUCUAGACAUUUAUUUCAACGUUUAAAAAGACAUUAACUUUAAAUUAGGUCGAUAUAAAAAUGAUGAACUAUGGACGACAUAAAUAAUUAAGUACCUCCAUCUAUAAAAACUAAAUAAGUCACAAAAACACACAUUUAUGAAAGCACUAACCAUUUUGAUGAAAGUUAUAUAAUUUUCAAACUGCGUAACAAAAUAAAAACCUUGUGAAAUGGAGAAAAACAAUUAUUUCUCCCGGCGUGGACAUCAAACAAACAAACGUGACAAUUUCCUUUAACAGAUACCUAAUUAAUUACUAUAACAAACAGUCUCAAGACAAGGACAAACCAAACGCAAGCUGUUAAUAAAACUCCCAUUAGUUGACGAUUCGCUUCUAUUUUUUUAUGAGUAACAAAAAGCCAGCUUGGCCGAACACUUCAAUAUCCAUUACCGCAUGACAGCCAGUGCAGUGCUGUGCAAACAGCCAGGACAGCGCCGCGUCAGCGCUGCAGCGGUGCAAGGCAGCGGCUUACGGACCACUACACACACUAGUUAAAGCUAAAUGAUCUUUAGUUUGUAGGGAUUACUUUGUUGUAGAAAAUAAUCUCAGUACGUGAAGAAAUGACACGUAUUUUUGCGAAACCAAGAUAUCGUUCUUAUUUCUCAAUUUAGAAUCGAUAGUAAAACCUAUGACUUACACAUUUUACUAACUAAUAAGUCACCAUUUAUGGUCACUUGGGAGACACUUCGGGCGUCGGGGAUCGCGCGACGUUUUCCGGCUAUUAUAAGUGCGGGUCUGCUGAUGGCGAACACGAGUAGCUCGUCGCUCUACCAGAACCCAUGCAUAUGCAUUUUUAGUCAGUAAGAGUCUGACACUCCCAUUGGAUGAUUUUCCCCCUCAAAUAAAGGGGCAUAUGGAAUAGAGUCAAAAUAUUCAAUGUUGGUUAUAAAUUUGAAUAAACAAUCCAAAUCAAAUGUUUAAAGUAUUUUUAUCAAAUUCACAGUAGUGAUUUGAAACGUACAUCGCUAUACGCUAUUUCCAAAAAUUGCCACGAAAACUUAGAAAUACUUUACAACGAGACAACGGUCGCGGUGUGUAAAUGUCAGACCGCUAUUAAUUUUGCACCACAACCCUACAACUGAUGAGCCCUCAACCAGGCUCAGCUAAAAUAAUUAACAAUGUCUCGAUUAUUGUGGUUUUCUCAUCAGCGUUAUUUUCAAUUCAACCUUACUUUAUAAUAAUAGAGAUAACGUAACUAGAAAUAGCUCGAGACUUAAUGAAAUAAUUACUUACAGCACUCGAAAGAAGUGGAUUAAAAGCAAAUAAUAGUCGUCUGAUUGGAUUAUCAAUAAUCGUUCGAUUACUAACAGUCUCGACUCGGUCUAGAGGCGUACAGCUCGUCAAUCAAACAAUAUUUCCAAUACAAAAUGACAUUGAACCUUACGCCGUUAAAAUACCUUCUGUUCAUUGAAAAUAUUACAUGUGUGUUCAGAAAUUAUUCACAUUUAACAAGAUGUGCGCGUAUUCUCACCUUCGCGUGGUUCCUUCUAGAAGUCAUCUCCAUUUUGACCAACGCUUUGGUCAAUUUCGCGUUAGAAGAUGAAAUUCACAUAAGGGCACAACGCAUCUAUUUCCUAACAUCCAUCGGCUUCUCUCUUUACGUAAUGGUUGCGGCCGUGUAUUACUCGAAAAAGUUUUACAGUUUGCUUUUAAAUUUCGAUGCGUUCUACAAUAUUUUCGACGAUAGAAUUUACAACCAAACAUUGUUGAGGGCGCAAAAAGUUCUGACGGUAACCAUCGUUUCAUUUUGUUUGAUGAAGAUAGUGACGUCGACAGCGGUGCGACUGAGCAACCGGAGGGGCACGGAAAAUAUGUAUAAAGCAAUUUUGUAUAAUUACAACUUUAACUUCACAGAUUUCCGUUACUUAUUUGAAUAUUUCGUGUUGUAUUCUAUUUUGUUCGUGAUUUGUGAGCAACUGAGGACAAUCACGCGAUCAAUAGACAGAGAGAUGUCGCUGUCGAGAGAGAGGCGCGAGAAUGUAGAACACGCGGGAGAUUUGUCGAGCGCAACCGUCAGUCACGACAAGAUUAAUAAAUGGGUGAAAGCGUAUGAAAAUAUUAACGACACCUCGAAUUUAUGCAACGCAAUGUUUAGCAUACAGUUGACUGUAAUGAUAUUGAUAGUGACUGUGUAUUACAUAAUACUGAUGUAUAGCAUCACGUUAAUAUCCGUUGAGGGCAGCCAAACAAUGACGACAUCAAUGUUUGCACACUUUUUCUCAAUGGCUGUAUUCCUGAUUGCGCUGUUCGUCAUAUCGCGCGCUGGACAGAAGGUGCAGAACAGCUCUCUGCAGCUCAGGCAGAAGCUUUGUGAACUCUGUGUCUACACUCUAGACAAUGAAGAGUGCUACAAGCUGGCCAAAGAUUUACUGCGUUGUGUGCGCACGCGCCCCGUCCGUAUCCACGUGUUUGGGACCCUUGACGUGGAAAUGUCAAUGUUACCUUCGAUCGUGACAUUCUUCACAACAUACACUGUCAUAGCGCUACAGUUUAACAACGUCUUGUAAUUACAUUGUGAAAUAGUUUGGGUUCAAAAUUGUAAUAAGUUAUCAAGUACUAUCUUGAUGGUGAAAGUAUAAAUUGAAAAAUGUUGAUAAAUAA